Molecule: messenger RNA, 740 nt
Organism: Bombyx mori (domestic silkworm)
Lineage: Eukaryota; Metazoa; Arthropoda; Insecta; Lepidoptera; Bombycidae
Exons: 1
Coding region: 1-693 (230 amino acids)
Source: RefSeq, a predicted model, not a curated record
AUGGUACUAAGAAGGAGAUACAGCAAAGAGUUCGGCCGUAAGGCCACUCCCAUACCGAAAUACUUCAGCGAAAUAACCUUUGACGAGAGUUCAGAAUCGGAAACAUUUGAAAGCGAGACUUCAUCUUACACGACGUACUCCGGCGAAUCUGAAACUACGACUGUAACAACGGAAGACACCUUGAGCAUGAUCAGUACUCCUUGGAGCAGUGAAACGUGGGACUCUGCCGUUUUCAACAGUGCAAAUUCAGAGAAGACGCUAACACCGAAAUCUUCCACGUCCUAUGGAGCUACGACACCGUUCUUUAGCGUCAGCAGCAAAAACACUUUGACGUUAUUAGAAUCAGCUGUUUCGCUCAAUGAAAGUCACGUGAUGAAGCCGACCAUUCGAGCGACCCAGUCGAUGUCUUCGGGAACUUUAAGUUCGUGGACCCUUGAAAGUUUCACCAGCACGGGUCUCAUAGACUCUGAUAUUCUAAAAGUCGAGUAUCCCUGGAGCCCUUGCACUGAUAUGAGCGGAACUGAUGUAUACCCUAGUAGUGUAGACACGUUCGAAUCUAGAAAAGGUAGCAGGGCUGCAAUGAAUACUCUCAGCAAGAGAGAGCUAUUUCCCAUGAAUUAUUUGUGUACACCGCACGAAGACACUGUUCUAGAUUGGAUGUUAGUGAAGAACAAAGGGAUUUGUGUGUCGUGACGGGGAAAAAAACCUCAAAAAAAACAGUAAAAUAACUUUAUUUGAAA